Molecule: messenger RNA, 1842 nt
Organism: Penicillium olsonii
Lineage: Eukaryota; Fungi; Ascomycota; Eurotiomycetes; Eurotiales; Aspergillaceae
Source: the annotation of a GenBank genome assembly
AUGUUGACUUCCGCUCUGUUUCUGCUGGCCUCGCUGGGUCUGGCCCAGUCCGCGACCCUCGAAGAUCUCUAUCUCGAGAACGCGCCCUCCGCGCCGCGCCCCUAUGUGAUUCCGCAUUACGCUAACUCCCAUGCCGUCGCGGUGGGUGAUCAGGUGUAUCGCUUCACGGUCACGGGCCCGUCCUCCGACAAUGCGUUCACCUUGAUGAGCACCAAUGCGCCAUCUAGCUCCUCGCUAGGUGUGCUGCCCCAUGUGCACCAGAAGCACUAUGAGAACUUCUUCAACUUCAAGGGACGCUUCCAGCUCUGGGCUCAGAAGGAUGCCGCCGAACAGCAGGCGCGUCUCUUGACAGCCGGUGACUAUGGAUCGGUGCCCCGAAACACCACCCACACCUUCCAGAUUCUGGAUCCCGACACCGAGAUGGUCGGGGUGAUCGUCCCCGGUGGAUUUGAGGACCUUUUCUACGCCCUGGGAACCAACUAUACCUCUGACACCGGCACCCCCUAUGUUCCCGCCCACUCCAACAGCUCCUCGUCCCCCGACUCGAGCGUCAUCUCUUCUCUGCAGAAGUUCGACGUGUAUGCUAAGCUCGGCUUCGAGCCCCGCCGCGAUCUGGUCAACGGCACCGCCCCUGUCGACAACUCGGAGUGGCACACCGGCGACAACGCGCUCGGCACCCCCGGCCAGCCGUACUUCGUCGCUAACGGAUAUGGCCCCAAGUACCUGAACUCCAAGUUUGGCUACCAGGUUGUGCAGCCUUUCGUGACUGCCAAGCAGGCUCAGGAUACCAACUACACCCUGUCGACCAUCUCCCUCAACCACCAGACCAAAAACAAUGCCCCCUCGUACACCCUGAAGGGCGCGACGGCCUUCGAGGUGAUCGAGGGUGUGCUCAAGAUCCAGAUUGGCGAUUACCCCGUGGCUACCCUGUACACGGGCGACGUUGCCUUUGUGCCUGCUGGCGUGUCUUUCACUUACUACACGGAAGUGGCCUUCACUAAGGCGUUGUACAUCGCCAGCGGCAGCAACGGAGUGGACUCGCAAUUGAUUCGGGGGGGCAAGACCUGGAGCUGGGAACUGACAGGUUCCACCCUCAUCGAUGGAUUUCCAUGCGUCUCGCUGACCGCUCGGCGAUCGUGCUCCGUACUCUUCCCCCACUACUCCGUAUUGUCUGUUGUCCUCCACACCCCAAGAGAUUACGAUAUCAUGGCUUUACGACUCGAACCCGCCACCACUGAAGACCUCCCGGCCAUUGUCGACCUCUGGUUUACCGUCUUCAAUGACCCCGUAAUGAGCCACAUGAUGCCCGACACCCCCGGGGUGCGUCAGUGGUUCAGCGACACCAAUCGCACCGACAUGCUCACCAAGCCAUACCAAAAAUAUCUCAAAGUCGUCGACCCUAGCGCUGAGGUGGCAGGUCGUCCACGAAUAGUCUCCUACGCGAAAUGGGAUCUCAGCACGGCCAGCGAGCGCGGGCCUCGCUUUGCGCCUUGGCAUGCUGAGCAGCCCGGCUCUGAUUGCGACGCUUUCUUCGGGGUUAUGGAGGAGAACCGGCAACGGCUCUAUGGAGACCGGAAGAACUUCUGUAUGUGUCUAGCUCUGGCGUCGGGGUCCCGUACUAACCGGGUAGAUCUGGACAUGCUCGCCACACACCCGGACUACCGCCGUCGCGGGGCAGGCUCCAUGCUGAUCCGGUGGGGAUGUGAGGUUGCGGAUCGGGAGGGUGCUGGGGCAUAUAUCGAUGCCAGCAAGGCUGGUGCCCCGCUGUACGCGAAACACGGGUUCGUGGACCGCAGUGAUCCUGCGGUCAAGGGUGAGAUUGCCUCGAUGAUGCGGAAUUAG